AUGGAUCCUUCACGGAAUGAAUGUGUGGUUAAUUUGGAACUUGAUAGUGAUGAAUCUGAUGAUGUGUUUAACAUAAACUUAGACAAUGGUGCAGAUGCAAAUUCUGAUUUUGUUGAUGGUGAAGGAGUUGUAAUUGGUGAUGAUUUAGACAAUAUGAUUCAUGAAGAUGUUGAAUUAGAUUGUGAAAAUAAUAUCACUCCUCCGUAUGUAUGGAUGGCCUUUGAUUCUGCUGAUGGAGUGAUAAACCAUUGUCAUGAAUACGCGCAUUCUAAUGGAUUUCAAAUUAGAAUCAGAAGUUCCGAAAGAAUAGAAAAAUCGGGAACUAUGACAACGGAAAUUUCUAUUGAACGAAAUCGACAUAUAGAAGACUUUAGUGAUUGCAAGAGAUUGAGGUUAGUUUGUUCAAAAGAAGGAAAGUUCAAAUCAAAGUCAAAUAAUCCUCAACGAGCAACUAAGUCUACCAUUACAGGAUGUCAGUUUAAGGUAAACGCAUCACUUUGUUCUGAUGGUUUAUGGAAGCUAACUAGAGUACUGUUAGAGCAUAACCACCCUUGUGAUCUGAAUAAUACAAAAUUCAUGAGAAAUUAUAAAUUCAUCAGUGAGAGAAAUAAGAGAACAAUUCUGGAAAAUGACACGGUCGGUGUUCCUAUUGCAAAGAAUUAUAACUCAUUUGUAGUAAAGUAUGGUGGCCAUAACAAUGUUCCUUUUGACGAGAGAGAUUGUCGCAAUUUAAUAAGUAAGACUAGAAGUCUAAGUUUACAACAAGGAGACUUUGUUGCGAUGAGGAGACAUUUCUACGAAAUGAUAUUAAGCAAUUCAAAUUUCUUUUACAUGUACGACACUAACGAGGAUAGCUCAUUGAGGAACGUUUUUUGGGCGGAUGGUAGGAGUAGAUCGGCAUACAAAGACUUUGGUGAUAUCUUGUCAUUUGAUACAACUUAUAUCUCAAAUAGGUAUAAGAUGCCGUUUUCUCCAUUCAUUGGAGUAAAUAAUCAUGGUCAAUCGAUUCUUUUUGGUCGUGCCUUGUUAGCCGGAGAAGCGACUGAAAAUUUCGUAUGGUUGUUUAAUGCAUGGAUGACAUGCAUGUCCGGGAAGGCUCCAAUUGGUAUCCUAACUGAUCAAUGCCAAGCUAUUGGUUAG
This is a messenger RNA of Spinacia oleracea (spinach), 1140 nucleotides long. Its product is annotated as protein FAR1-RELATED SEQUENCE 5-like. The record is from RefSeq and is a predicted model, not a curated record. The coding region runs from base 1 to 1140 and encodes 379 amino acids. The transcript has 2 exons. Lineage: Eukaryota; Viridiplantae; Streptophyta; Magnoliopsida; Caryophyllales; Amaranthaceae.